CCUUCUUCCAACCAGCUUGUUCGAAUUGAGUAUCCCGGCCGUUCUCGAGGGUCAUGUCUGCUCUAAGAACACGUCUCCUCCAAGCCGCCAUACCUCUCGUACGAGAACACGGCUUCACCCGUCAAGCUCUUGCCAACUCCGUUCUGCAUCUUCAAGCAGAGUCACGCUCAGAACCGUUACCGGACACAGCUGUAACAACUCUCUUUGGUGAGGGAGAUAAUGCUCGCCGGACCCUCAUCGAUGCAUGGCUCGAAAAGGGCAGGAUUCAGAUGAAGUCGAGCGCUACUUCCUUGACGCCCGACUUGAAAGAAGUAUUGCGUUCCAGGCUGGGAUACAACGAGCCCGUUUUAUCUCUUUUGCCGGAGGCUUUCGCCCUUCUCGCUUCUCCCCAAAAUGGUCUUCCGCCACUCGACGUGAGGCCUGCCCUCCGUCAUGCCACGAGCGUAGCCAAUGACGCGUGCAUCGCAAUUCGCGACGAAUCCCUUGGUCCUUCAUGGUACACGCAGCGUGCCACACUAGCCACAAUAUACACAGCCGCUGAGCUUCACCAACUCACCUCGCCAGGAACUGCCCAUGCAUUCCUCGACUCCAUCUUCGACACGGCUGCCUCUCUUCGGACUGCGGCUAGCGAGGCUGAGCUCUACUCUCAAUAUGUCGUGAAAAGCUGGGCGGCUCUCGUCAGGAGUUCCGGUGUACUCUGACAUCUCUUUCUCUGAUCACGCCAUCGCCAUUCUAUA
This is a messenger RNA of Stereum hirsutum FP-91666 SS1, 737 nucleotides long. RefSeq lists its product as uncharacterized. The record is from RefSeq and is a predicted model, not a curated record. Gene Ontology annotation, molecular function: lipid binding. Lineage: Eukaryota; Fungi; Basidiomycota; Agaricomycetes; Russulales; Stereaceae. The coding region runs from base 54 to 701 and encodes 215 amino acids. The transcript has 5 exons. Gene Ontology annotation, cellular component: mitochondrial inner membrane. Gene Ontology annotation, biological process: ubiquinone biosynthetic process.